This is a messenger RNA of Paramecium pentaurelia, 1623 nucleotides long. The record is from the annotation of a GenBank genome assembly. NCBI's taxonomy places the organism in Eukaryota, Ciliophora, Oligohymenophorea, Peniculida, Parameciidae.
AUGUAAUAAUUGAUGAAUAAUUACAUUGAAUAUCUAAGAGAGGGAGUUUAGAUGAAUAAAGUAGAAAUUGAAGAUUAUGGUGGUAUGUUUGGGAUUAAAGCUAUUGAUAAUAUUGAAUCAGGCGAAUUUCUUAUAAAAGUUUCUCAUAUAUUUGCAAUUAGCGCAUUCACAGUAUUCUAAAAUGAAUAAUGUGUAGAUAUUAUGAAGAAGAAUCCUCAUAUUUAUCCAUCAUUGAAUUAAAUUGGUAACAAAAAAAGUGAUUUCCAAACAUUAAUUCUUUAUUUGACAACAUAAAGACAUGGAAAAUUAAAACCUAUUUUUGAUGUUUCAUCAAAUCCUAUUUGUUUGUUAGAUUGUGAUUAACCAAUUCCAUUUGAUUAUUUAAGAGAAUUGAAAUAAGAAUUUGAAGAAGAAUAUUAGGCAGCAAAAGAUGAAGUAAUGGAAAUAGGAUUAAAUGCUGAUGAUUAUGAUUGGGCAUAUAGAUAUUGCAUGAAUAGAAGACUAAGUGUUAAUAAUGAUUAUCCUUUUUCAUUUUUAGUACCUAUGAUAGAUAUGAUAAAUCAUGGUAAGAAUAAAGCUAUCUUUGGAUUAGAAUAAGAAAAUUAUAAAUAAGAAGAAUACAUAUAAAAUAAUUAUAUGAAAUUUAAAUACAUUUCCUAAAAUAAAUAUUGGUUUAGUCAAGAGGAUUAAGAAAUAAUUGAAAGUCUAAAAGUAAAUGAGAAUGAAAGAUGUUCUAAAAUAUUGAAUAAAUUAUUAGUAAAAUUGUUUUAGGAAUUACUUAGAACAGGAGCACCAGAUAUUUGGGUUACAAAAUUAAUGAUACCUGAUGAUUCAGAGGAUGAAGAUGAGCCUACUACUGAAUAAAGCAAUCAUUAAUCAUAAUAAUUAAAUACCAAAGAUUCAAAAGUCUAAGCUGCAGUAAAUGAUGAUUAUCUUAGAGAUUAUUAUGAAUAAUCUUUGGAUUAAAGUGAUCAUGAUUGGUACACAGAUAUUCAACAAUCAACUCUUAAAUGUCCAGCAUAUCUUACAGCAAGAGCAGUAGAUGAUAUAGAGAAAGGAGAGUAAAUCUUAAAUUUAUAUGGAUGUUUAGGUAAUGAACAUCUCUUGAUGUAUUAUGGAUUUGCACUCAAUAAGAAUAAAUAUGACAGAGUUAAAUUCAGAAUUUUUAUGGAUUGCAAUACAAAAUAUGAUUUCCUUACAAAUAUUGAAAAAUUAGUAUAAUUACAUUAUGUUCCAUAUAAAGAACUUUUAAAUUUAAGUACAAGAGGAAUCAGUUUAAAUUAAUUAACUUCUGAAUUUAAAAUAAAGAAAAGUUAAUUCAAUUUAGAUUUAAUUAAAUUCCUUAGAACAUAUCUCCAAUUAUUAGAUGGAGAUGAGUUAAUUAAUGAAGAGAUUAUUAUAGUUCUUUAUAGAAGAAUUAUUAAUUCUUUAUAUAAAAAGAUUACAUCUCCAAUCAUUCCAAGAGAUACUAAUUGGGGAGAAUAACUUUUUAAUUAUUAGCAAUCCAAAGCUAGAAUAUUAAAGGCCCAUUUAGAAAUGAUAGACAACUUAACAACGAAACCAGAAAAAAUGGAUAUCAAAGUGUUUAUGAGAUUAAGAGCAUAUUUACUUAAAUAACACUGA